This is a messenger RNA of Rhipicephalus sanguineus (brown dog tick), 1684 nucleotides long. It is a transcript of the gene GatA, whose product is annotated as glutamyl-tRNA(Gln) amidotransferase subunit A, mitochondrial. Gene Ontology annotation, biological process: glutaminyl-tRNAGln biosynthesis via transamidation; mitochondrial translation. Gene Ontology annotation, molecular function: glutaminyl-tRNA synthase (glutamine-hydrolyzing) activity. The transcript has a single exon. The record is from RefSeq and is a predicted model, not a curated record. NCBI's taxonomy places the organism in Eukaryota, Metazoa, Arthropoda, Arachnida, Ixodida, Ixodidae. Gene Ontology annotation, cellular component: glutamyl-tRNA(Gln) amidotransferase complex; mitochondrion. The coding region runs from base 56 to 1591 and encodes 511 amino acids.
UGCACAUGGAAGGAGGUAGCGUUGAGGACUUUCGCUCGUUAUUUGUGCGUUUAUAAUGCUUUCUCUAACCAUAAGAGAGCUUGCAGCUCAUUUUAGAAGCAAGAGAUAUUCUCCUUUGGAAGUAUGUUCAGCCUGUUUAAGAGAUAUCAAACAAACCAGCUGUCUAAACGCGUUUGUAACGGUGUUGUCAGAGCAGGCACAAGAGCAAGCGAAGGAAAGCCACGAGCGGUUGGCCAAAGAUGCACCGUUGGGGCCUUUGGACGGCGUUCCGAUUGCUGUGAAAGAUAAUUUCUGCAUAUCUGGUGUAAGAACGACAUGUGGAUCGCGAAUGCUCGCCGAUUUUUACCCACCUUACACAGCGACUGUCGUCGAGAAGCUUCGAAAACAAGGCGCGGUCAUCCUUGGCAAGACGAACAUGGACGAGUUCGGAAUGGGCUCCGGUGCCACCGAUUCCACUUUUGGACCGUCCAGAAAUCCGUGGAAGUAUCUGGGUAAGGACGCGACGGACGAGUGGCAUAUUGCUGGUGGAAGUUCCGGUGGCAGUGCCGUCUCAGUGGCGACUGGUUGUGCUUUCGGUGCUUUGGGCUCCGACACAGGUGGCUCCACGCGAAACCCAGCAUCACGGUGCGGCGUCGUCGGUCUUAAACCUACGUACGGAGCACUUUCUCGGCACGGGCUCAUCCCGCUAACAAACUCCAUGGACGUUCCCGGCAUAUUAGCGAAAACGGUCGACGAUGCCGCCUUGUUGUUUAACGUUAUGGCUAAUGUCGACGAAAACGACUCCACGAGUGUGUCUCUUCCCGAGCACGCGCGGAAUCUGGAGUUGGACGAUGAGCCCUCGCUUGCCGGCAUUCGUGUUGGCGUUCCGAGGGAGUACCACUGUCCUGGUAUGGCACCUGAAGUAGUAGACACCUGGCGCUACGUGGCCGAUAAGUUAGACUCCCUGGGCGCCAUCGUAUCCUCAGUGUCAUUACCUCACUCGCAGUAUUCAACGGAGUGUUAUUCGGUACUCAACUGUUGUGAGGUGGCAUCGAACUUCGCUCGCUACGACGGUCUCGAGUACGGGCACCGCGCUGACAGCGACUCUUCGACGGAAGCCCUGUACGCAUCUUCGAGACACGAAGGGUUUAACGAAGUCGUUAGAGGACGAAUAUUGGCUGGAAACUUUUUUCUGCUGCGCAAAAACUAUGACAAGUACUUUAUGAAGGCUCUUCAAGUGCGCCGUUUAAUAUGCGACGACUUCAACAGGGUGUUCGAAUCGGGUGUACAAUUGAUUUUGACGCCAGUAACUCUCACCGAAGCGCCAAAGUAUUCAGACUGGGCGCUUAAGGAUAACAGGGAGAGGGUGUCUGUUGAAGACUUUUGCACCCAACCAGUCAAUAUGGCUGGGCUUCCUGCGGUCAGCCUGCCCUGUCGUCUCUCGCAUAAUGGUCUCCCAUUGAGUCUGCAGCUCGUUGCCCCUAGGUUCGCAGAACGGGACCUGCUGUCUGUUGCAAAGAGGCUAGAGCUAGAGCUUCAGUUUCCACGGCUGGACGUGCAUCUACACUCGUGCAGCCAGAGUAGGAACGCUGUAUUCACUUCAAUUUCGUGAUUGAAACUUUUCUUAUGUAGCUAUAUUCUGUGAAUUUUAGAGAAACGAUUGCUGGAGGUGUCAUAGUGACACCAAUAAAGAUGCAGUCCAUAC